AUCAACAUGGACAAAAGUACUAAACUUUGGUUUUUUUUCUUUUUAGUUGGUUGGUAUUAAAUUCUCAAGAAGCCAAUCAUACGUCAAACAGGUACUAGAACUAGGGGGUAUUAUGGUCAUUCAGUUUGGUUGACCAGACUAAAAACAUAACCUAGGUUUUGUGGUCUUCACUUCAUAAUGUUUUGGCUUCGACCAAGUCGUGAAACCACGACGCGGGUUGGGUUUGAAAAAUAGGAAGAUAAGUACAGAUAGUAGUAAAUUACAUAGGUAAAAGGGAGACAAGGUCUGCGUUUCUUCUUGCUUUCUGUAUUUAAGGACUUCCUCUGACACAAUAACUUUCAUUAUUUGACAUUCAUCUUCUUCACUCUUCGUUUAAGAAACAUCAUACAAACCCAAAACUCCUAAUAAAAUUUUAAAAACUCUCCAGAGAUUAGAUAUAAAGAUGGCUGUGGGGAUCCUUGAGGUUAACCUGAUCAGUGGCAAAGGUCUCAAACGAUCUGAUUUUCUUGGUAAGAUAGAUCCUUAUGUUGAGAUCCAAUACAAAGGACAAACUCGCAAAAGCAGCGUUGUUAAAGAUGGAGGUAGAAACCCGACAUGGAAUGAGAAACUGAAAUGGAGAGUAGAGUUUCCUGGCUUCGACACCGACUACAAACUCAUCAUCAAAGUCAUGGACCAUGAUACUUUCUCCGCCGACGAUUUUAUCGGUGAAGCUACGGUAUAUGUGAAAGAGCUACUUGAAAUGGGAGUAGAGAACGGCAAGAUGGAGCUAAGACCGACCAAGUACAACGUUGUUGACUCUGAUCUCUCCUUUGUCGGAGAGAUUACCAUUGGACUUUCUUACUCUGUUGUGCAAGAAAACGGAAUGGAAGGAGAAGAGUUUGGUGGAUGGAAGCAUAGCCAGUUUUAAUCAGUUUCAUCUUCUAUAUAAAUUGCAUGAUUCUAUUUUUCAGGUGUUACCUUUAGUGUCAACAAUAUCAUUAAGCUUAUUCACAAGUUCAAAAUCAAAAAAAAAAGUUAUCAAAAAAUCAAUUAACAUCUAUUGUAUCUUUAUUUGUUGUUAGCUUGUAUUGUUUGAUUUAUCCAAAUUCGUGUAUUCUCUUUGUAUCUAUAAUUAAAAUUUUAAGACAUGUAUCAAAAUAUCCGCCGGUUCUUUAAUGUUGUUUCUCCUGCAUAGGGGAAAUAAAGUUAAUAUGUCGUAUGUUAUAUGCAUUUGUAUUUUAGAACUUUUUCUAACGAUUUACGGUUAGGUCUGGGUAUAAUAUCUGUAACCCGAAAUCCGAACCGAAAAACCCGAUCCGUAUCCGGUCCGAUGUAAAAAAUAUCCGAAUGGGUCUUGUAAGGUGGUACAAAACGUAUCCGAACCCGAAGUGUUAUUAACCGAACCCGAACGGGUAACCCGAAAAACCGAAAAAAUCGAAAAUCCGAAAAGAUAUCCAAAAAAACCGAUCCUAAUGUCCAAAAUAUAUACAAUAUAAUUAUAUGAAACAUGAAUAUAUACUUCAAAUAUUCAAUUUCAUAUUUAUUUUGAUAUGUUAUCUAACAAUGAGUAUUUAAAAUAUAAAUAACUACCUUAAAUACUUAAUUAUAUAUAAAUAAAUAUAUAUAUCUUAUGUUUUAUUUUUAAAUUUUAGAUUUUACUUCGGGUAUAUUCUAACCGAUCCAAUAUAACCCGAAUCCGAAUGAUAUAUGAUUACUUUAUGGAUUCUAUGAUGUGAUACAAAACCGACCCGAAUCCGAUGUGUUAUAUCCGAACCCGACCCGUACUUGCAAAUUUACUAGAAUGAGACCUAGGAGGUAUUAUAAAAAAGAACCAAAAUCCAAAAAACCCGACCCGAACGCCAACGGGUACCCGAACGCCCAUGCCUACUUACACUUAUAAUUUUAAAGUGGACGAUCCUUAAGACAUGUAUCAAAACAAAAGCAUUUGGUAACAUAUUACCUUCACAUUGUGGUGACAUAUAAAGCAACUCAAUUUUGCUGAUCAGCUGGUUGGAGAAGACGCUCAACCCUGAAAUUAGCUUAUCUUCUUGUUCAACAGGUUUAAACCUCAGUGAUGUAACCGAACCUGGAUAAGCCUCUUUGUUUUCCCACCAAAGUCUGUUGAGCAGAGUCUGAUACUUUCAUUUCUUCUUCAUCCUCCAAAUUAACCUCAAGGAUAGGUUCUGUAGACAUUCUACACAAACAUGUAACGGGGAUACAGAGGAGACUUCAGAUAAAAACGUAUAGUAAACCUUCAAGCCAUUGCCAUUUCCAGAGUCUAAUAGAAUAUAACUUUUAGGAUUUACUCGGUUUCCUAUAUCACUAAUGGACAUCUUCACGUACGAGCUCUGAUUAGUAUCUAAUCCAGAUGAAGUUUGAUUUGAUGUGAUAGGCUCCCUUUUUGACCCUAAAUCUUCCUGGCCACAAGGUAACUUCAACUGAUAUUUGAAGGAAGCUCCUCUAACCGGGCAGAUCGUAAACCGGUUUGGUUACUUGAAUAUUUAAUAGUGGGCUUGCUUAUAAAAUUUUAGUCCCAUCUUAUAUUUUGUAUAUGUAUGCUUUUAGAUCAUAAACCGGGUUGAUUUCCCAAACUUAAGCCCAUCAGGAGUGGGCCGAUAAUAAAACCCUAAACCCAUCAUAUAUUUUUAGUAUAUGUACGUGUGUUUGUCUCUAUAGUUCGCUUCGCCGUCUUCUUCAUCGUUGUCCUGUUUCGUUUCCUCUGAUUUUCAACUGCAAAAGCUUUUUCCUGAAAAUCUAUCUUGAAUUUUUGUUGUGGGCGAUGAUUAUAAAGAGAGAGGAUUGAGUGGGGAGUAUGAACAAAACUCUCAUGGGACUGGAGAAAACUAAACCCUGAUCGAAAUCGAUGGAGAAAAUAUAUUUUGUUUUUUCCCUUUUUCGAAUUUUAGGUUUUUUUUCUCUUCAUUCCUUACCCUCGAUGACGGUCCUUCCAAAUGUACACUUGAUAUGAGCCCUUUUAUAUAAUUUAUUUUCAUUGUAGCUGUUGUGGGUUCAGUGUUCUUAUUAGCACUGAUUCUCUCAACCAAAAAAAAACUUAAAACUAAACAAAACAUAAUGAUUUUCCUUUAAUUGAAUGAUAAUGAGUAAUUUACCUAUUAAGAGAUAAUAACAAAAGAAAAUCAAGGCACAUGUAAUUUCAGAUUCCACUAGUUACUAAUAGACUCAGAUAGAUAAGAUCAUGAGAGUACAUAAUUUACUGGGUUUAGUAUCCAUAUGAUUUGAAUAGAAUUUGCAAUUUGAAUCCUCAUUCCAAAUGUAUUAUUUUUUUCUCUUUUUUCAAAUGUAUUAUUUAUUGGGGAAAAAAAACUUAAUACAAUGUAUAUAAAUUUUGCAGGAAGGAUUAACAUAUUGAAAAGAAACACACACAAGCUUUUUAGUUACUAUAUGUAUAAGUGAAUGAUAACUAUAGUAUAAUGAAAUUAUUCGACAUUACAUACAUACUAAGAGCUGCGGGCUGGUUACCCAACAGCCACUUCAGGUUACAGUAAAGAAAAAUGAUAAAUA
Messenger RNA from Brassica napus (rape), 3501 nucleotides. Its product is annotated as 16 kDa phloem protein 1. Lineage: Eukaryota; Viridiplantae; Streptophyta; Magnoliopsida; Brassicales; Brassicaceae. The transcript has 5 exons. Bases 443 to 907 code for a protein of 154 amino acids. The record is from RefSeq and is a predicted model, not a curated record.